UGUCGUCAUUUCCUCAACUGCGAAAGAGGGGCCUGGCGAGAUCGUUGAAGAAGCCUGUCCAAAGAGUAAACAUAUUUCCUCAAUAAUAUAGGAUACACCUCCAUAGACUGUGUUAUCGUCUGUGUUGUGUGGAGAAGCUUUAAACAAUUUACCCACAGCAAUGUCGGCCCAAGCUCAAAUGAGAGCUUUGCUCGAUCAACUAAUGGGGACUGCGAGGGACGGGGAUGAGACGCGGCAGAGGGUCAAAUUCACUGAUGAGAGGGUCUGCAAAAGCCAUCUCCUGAACUGCUGUCCCCACGACAUCCUCUCCGGAACUCGUAUGGAUCUGGGAGAAUGUGCGAAGACCCACGACCUGGCACUCCGGGCCGACUAUGAAAUUGCCUCCAAGGAGAGAGACCUCUUCUUUGAGCUUGAUGCUGUGGAUCACCUGGAGUCUUUCAUUGCCGACUGCGACCGGAGAACAGAGUUGGCCAAGAAACGACUGGUUGAGACCCAAGAUGAGAUCAGUGCGGAGGUGGCUGAAAAGGCAGAGACUGUUCACGAGCUGAACGAGGAGAUUGGGAAGCUCCUGGCCAAGGCAGAGCAGCUGGGUGCCGAGGGGAAUGUGGAUGAGGCCCAGAAGGUCCUACAGGAAGUGGAGAAAGUUCGCAGCAGGAAGAGGGAUGCUGAGGAGGAGUACAGAAACUCCAUGCCUGCCUCCAGUUUCCAGCAGCAGAAGCUUCGUGUCUGUGAGGUGUGCUCGGCCUACCUGGGUCUCCACGACAACGACCGUCGCCUGGCCGACCACUUUGGCGGGAAGCUGCAUCUGGGCUUCAUCCAGAUCAGGGAGAAACUGGAAGCCCUGAAGAAAACUGUCCUGGAAAAGCAGGAGAAGAGGAACCAGGACCGCCUGAAGAGGAGAGAAGAGCGGGAGAAGGAGGAGAGGAUGAAGAAGAGGACCAAAUCACGGAGCAGGGAACGGAGCAGGGAACAUAGAAGGUCCAGCUCUCGCGACCGUAGGAGACGCCGUUCGCGUUCCUCGUCUCGGGAGAAGCGGCGUUCCUCCCGCUCACGCUCCAGGGACCGGGAGAGGAGGCGACGCCACCGCAGCCGAUCCCGCAGCAAGGGCGCCCGCCACAGCCACGAGCCCAGCUCCCGACACAAGUCGUCCAGGGAUCGCGAUCGCUCCUCCAGAGAACGUUCACGGGAGCGAAGCAAGAAGAGGGGAUCCUCGGAGCGGCGGCAGGACAGCAGGGAUCAGAACGGGAGAACAGAAUCCCGCCGGGCGGAGGUCAGGGAUAGAGACCUUUGAGGACUCUCUCUCUCUCUCUCUCUCUCUCUCUCUCUCUCUCUCUCUCUCUCUCUCUCUCUCGCUGUCUCCAUCCUCAACACACAACCUCCUUUUGUCUGUCUCUCUUUCAUAUCUGU
Molecule: messenger RNA, 1407 nt
Organism: Oncorhynchus keta (chum salmon)
Lineage: Eukaryota; Metazoa; Chordata; Actinopteri; Salmoniformes; Salmonidae
Product: putative RNA-binding protein Luc7-like 1
Exons: 10
Coding region: 161-1291 (376 amino acids)
Biological process (GO): mRNA splice site recognition
Cellular component (GO): U2-type prespliceosome; U1 snRNP
Molecular function (GO): mRNA binding
Source: RefSeq, a predicted model, not a curated record